AUGAUUCACUAUCUGCUUCUCCUGGCGUUGGCCUGCUCGGUCUUAGCCACAGCAGAUGCUCAAUCUCCUACAUUCGAACGAGAAGAUCGAGACUAUCGCCCACUACAGUUCGGCAAACGAGAUGGAUAUCGGCCUUUGCAAUUUGGCAAACGAGAUUACCGACCGUUACAGUUCGGCAAGAGAUCACCACUGGCUAGCGGCGCAUUUCUUGUGCCCGCUUUGUGA
This is a messenger RNA of Haemonchus placei, 225 nucleotides long. The record is from the annotation of a GenBank genome assembly. NCBI's taxonomy places the organism in Eukaryota, Metazoa, Nematoda, Chromadorea, Rhabditida, Trichostrongylidae.